AUGUCGGCGACGGAUCAAAUGCGGAGUCUGCUGGAUGAACUCAUGGGUGCAUCUAGAGAUGGAGGUGAGCGCCGAAUCGAGUUCGACGAUCCAAGGGUUUGCAAGAGCUUCCUCCUCGACUGCUGUCCGCAUGAGAUUUUGUCGGGGACGCGCAUGGAUCUUGGGGAGUGUCCCUAUUCGCAUGAAGUUGGUCUUAAGUCCGACUACCGCCGUGAAGCCGAAAAGCGCCCUUACUAUUAUGAAGUAGACGCCCUUCGGCAUUUAGAGACUUUUAUUGCUGAAAGUAAUCGGCGCACGGAACACGCUAAGGCCAAAUUGCGGGAAACCCAAGAGGAAUUAACCGAGGAGGCAGCUGCCCAAGUUGAGAAAAUUAACAAACUCAGCGAGGAAAUUGGAACAACUUUAGCGAAGGCUGAGCAGAAGGGCGCUGAUGGUCACGUUGAAGAGUCGCUGAAGCUAAUGGAACGUGUCGACGAGCUCAAUGCCGAAAAGGCUAAGCACGAGGCUGAUCUACGUAAUGCUAUCCCGGUGAGUACUUAUCAGCAGCAGAAACUUCGGGUGUGCGAUGUUUGCUCGGCGUACCUUGGCGUUCACGACAACGACCGCCGUCUCGCGGACCACUUUGGUGGCAAACUGCAUCUUGGAUUUAUCACUAUUCGCGAAAAGCUGGAGGCUCUUAGGAAGUAUGUAUCAGAAAAUGAUCUGGUGAGGAAACAGCGCGAAGAUGCCUCACUACCUCGAAAAGAGGUUCGUCGUGACAGCAGGGAGCGUGAAAGAAGUCGUGAGCGUGAACGCGACCGGGAAAGGAGUCGUGAACGAAGGCGACGACGCAGUCGUUCUAGAAGUCGGUCCCGCAGCAGGAGACGCGACAGACACCACAAGUCGAAUGGUAGGCGCCAUCGCGACGACAGUCGUGAGCGAAAACACCGCCAGAAAAGUUCUCGAAGUUAUGAUGAUUGA
Molecule: messenger RNA, 960 nt
Organism: Mesocestoides corti
Lineage: Eukaryota; Metazoa; Platyhelminthes; Cestoda; Cyclophyllidea; Mesocestoididae
Source: the annotation of a GenBank genome assembly